Molecule: messenger RNA, 543 nt
Organism: Rotaria socialis
Lineage: Eukaryota; Metazoa; Rotifera; Eurotatoria; Philodinida; Philodinidae
Source: the annotation of a GenBank genome assembly
AUGGGUAAGUUUAUUGUUGAUACAUAUAAUAUUCUCAUCGAUUUAUUCUAUAGUUAUCCUUCUUCAUUUAUGGAAAAGACAUUACGAAAAUUCUUCUCUGACUACAUAUCAUCACGAUCAUUUCUCCCAUUUCUUGACAAUGAAGCUCAAUUCAUACAAAUGCGUAUUACAUUAUCUGGACAACAAUCUCAAGUCGAAAUGAGAAUUGCAACACUUACUACCGAUAACGAGCAUUUAAUUGAAGAAUCGGAUAAAAAACAAGAACUCACCAUCCAAGAGAAUAAGAAACCAAACGAAUUUCAAAAUAAACUUAUAAUUCAUUAUACACAUGAGAAACGCUUCAAUACACGUAAGUGCGACCUGCAUCGUAUCUUUCAAGAAACAUUCGCAAACACUCCAAUAAUCGAAACGAAACUGAUCGUUGGGAACAAAAAUCAGAAAAGCAAAAUGAAAGAACUGAUUCGAAAACGUCCGAGACAGACAAUAUUAAAAAACAAAGCUAAAGCAAGUAUGGUGAAUAAAACAGAAAAAAACAGUAUUUGA